AUGUGCUUAAACUUUGAAUUUGGUGCGCCUUACAAUGUUGGAAAGACGUAUAUCUUACGCUUGUUAGCUAAUAUUAAUCUGGGUCAUUCAUUCGUUGAACGUACAAAUGGAUUGAGUGUAUCGUUACCAUUUCUAUCUCAGACACAAGAUACGCCCAUAGCACUUAUUGAUACAGCUGGAACGCGAACACCGGUCGAAUAUCAGGAAAAUACAUUUUCAGAAAAAUCAUACGAACGUCAAGUUAGUGAUUCUUUUAUCCAAGAGAUUGCUCUUAACUCCGCUGAAAUUUUCGUGCAUGUAGUCAAUCAGCUCACAUUAGAUGAUCAACUUUAUCUAAAAACACUUUAUAAAAGAUUAAAGGAUAAAGGUUUUAGUGAAAUCGAUAUCAAACAGAAGCUUUUAAUUGUACAUAAUUAUUUCAAUUUACGUACAAGUGUCGAAGUUGAAGAGACUGAAAAAUUUGAACUUAUACGAUUAUUUGGUGCACGAAAACAACCUCAAGGUUAUUGGAUCAGUGAACAUUUCAAACAUUUUGUUAUUGCAAGUACUGAUAGUGAAGCUGGUCAGAUAUACAACAAUAGAUCCAUUGAACAAAUACGAACUAUGAUUAAAGGAUCAAAUGCUGCUAAAAAUAAUGAUAUAUUAGAUACAAUUAUGAAACAAAUUGAAUUAUUACUAAGCAAAGUUUUAGUUGAAGAAUUACCUUCUACAAGUGAACGCGAUGAUGAAGUAUUCAAUCAUUCAAAUAUAUUUGCUAAAGCCUAUGAAUUUGCAACUUCUUUAUUUGCGUCAAAUCAUGAAAAUCGAUUACAUGCAUCGAAUAAACGUAAUAUUAAAGUUCAACUUGAGCUUAAAGAAUUUCAAAUAAAUCCGCUCGAAACUUUAUGGUUCAUAUGUCCAAAACAAACGUUUGCAAAUAAUAUAAAAUUUACUAAACACUUGAAAUUUGCUGAAGAUGGUUCGAUUCAUAUCGAUUAUUCCUCUCAAUUCGUUCCUGAUGUACAUAUUUUUCGACUGCAAGAAAGUGGAAAUAUUCAAAUACGUAUUGAAUGUCCAUCAUGUGCAAAUUCGUAUAAUGUCACUGCUCGUGGUUCAUCAAUAUUAAUUCAAGGUGAAAAAAUGUUUGAAAAUAUUGCUAUUGAUAAAGACUAUUUAAAUACAAAUCGUAUAGGAAAAUUUGAAAUCGAAAUACCCAUAGGAAAAUGGGAACCUAAUUCAGCUUAUGAUUAUCGAAAAAAUGCUAUUCAACAUAUCUAUGAAAAUGGGGUUAUUGUUAUUACAAUAACAAAUAUUUCCAAUGAACUUUAG
Molecule: messenger RNA, 1308 nt
Organism: Rotaria sp. Silwood2
Lineage: Eukaryota; Metazoa; Rotifera; Eurotatoria; Philodinida; Philodinidae
Source: the annotation of a GenBank genome assembly